AGUGUGUCUAUGCUCAGGGUGUUUAGUGCAUGUCACAGAGAGCAAGGAAAGAAGUCCAAGUGCAGCCGGGUUAUCAGAAAAAAGAUUGCUGCAGAGAAGUGCAAAUUUAUUCAAGUAACCAGGGGCAUGGAAUCAGAUCGCCAAAGACUCUUGAGCAAGAUCUGUUCUUUUCAAACAAGAUGAAGUCAAAGAGCACUGGAGCAGAGAAAUGGAAAGAAUAUCUGGCAAGGAAUGCUGGGGGAAUGAGAUGGAAUCUGAAGGCAGACAAAACAAGAGAUCUUCUGGUGAGGACUUUGUCUGCCCAGCAACAGAGUGCUUGAGGGGACGUCCAAUGCCCUUGGAUCCCAUCCGCUUGCAAAUCAAGUAUUACGGUGACGUGAAAGGGACAGCUGUUUCUAUGUGACAGCACCCAAUGGUUUUGCGGCUACGCUAUGCGAGAGGAAAAUUAAGACGCUCCCUUAAGCCGAGUAAGCAUCACGGUUUCCACACCCCGAGGGAGGACAGGAGAUGGACAGGAGGGGGACACCGGCUUUCGACGUCAAAAGCUACGGGUUAUACGGAGUGUCAACACCGUGAAUAUAGGCUACAGCAUUACAGCGCGUCUUCUUCACAGCCUCUGCAUUAAAACAGUUGUCACGGUUCAACCCUUUCCGCCGGGACUCGUGUUUAACGCCGCGACUCUUCCUCCGCCGCUGAGCCGCUCUCCAGUGCUGAAACCCCGGGCGCAGCUGUCGCUCCGUCCCCUUAGGAAACUGUCCUAAUGAAGGAGGCCGACGCCAUCAAGCUCUUCAUUGGCCAGAUCCCGCGGAAUCUGGAGGAGAAGGACCUGAAGCCCAUCUUUGAGCAGUUUGGGAAGAUCUAUGAGCUUACGGUGAUCAAGGACAAGUACACGGGAAUGCACAAAGGAUGUGCGUUCUUGACGUACUGCGCGAGGGAGUCAGCCCUGAAGGCCCAGAAUGCACUGCACGAGCAGAAGACACUGCCGGGGAUGAACCGCCCCAUUCAAGUCAAGCCAGCAGACAGUGAGGGAAGAGGAGACAGGAAGCUGUUUGUGGGGAUGUUGGGGAAACAGCUGUCAGACACCGAUGUCAGAAAAAUGUUUGAACCUUUUGGGAGUAUAGAGGAGUGCACGGUACUCAGAGGGCCUGAUGGAGCCAGCAAAGGUUGUGCAUUUGUAAAAUACCAGAGUAAUGCAGAAGCGCAGGCGGCCAUUAGCGCUCUACAUGGCAGCCGCACUCUCCCGGGUGCAUCUUCUAGUCUGGUGGUGAAGUUCGCAGAUACAGAGAAGGAGAGAGGAAUCAGGCGUAUGCAGCAGGUGGCCUCCCAGCUGGGUGUCAUUAGUCCCAUGAGUCUACACCUGGGCGCCUACAACGCCUACACACAGGCACUCGUCCAGCAGCAGGCCUUGGUGGCCCAGUCUGCAUAUCUGUCUCCCGUCGCGACGGUGGCUGCGGUGCAGAUGCAGCAGUUGGCUGCUCUCAAUCCCAGCAGCAUCAUAGCCACACCCAUUGCCUCAAUCACACCCUCCUCAGGUACGAGCACUCCUCCAGCCAUUGCUGCCACACCUGUGCCUGCUCUGCCUCCACCAAUCGCAGUCAACAGUUACCCUCCAGUCCCCGCACCGCCCAAUGGCCAGUCUGCCUCUGAAGCCCUCUACACCAAUGGUGUCCAUCCAUAUCAAGCUCAGAGUCCCGCAUUGGAUCCUCUCCAGCAGGCGUAUACAGGCAUGCAACACUACACGGCUACAUAUCCUGCUGCAUAUGGAUUGGUCGGUCAACCAUUUCCACAUCAACCCACUUUGGUUGCCCAGCAGCCACAGCAGCCGCAGCAGCUGCAACAACGAGAAGGCCCAGAAGGCUGCAAUAUCUUUAUUUAUCAUCUGCCUCAGGAGUUCACUGACUCUGAGAUGCUGCAGAUGUUUCUGCCCUUCGGUAACGUCAUCUCAGCCAAGGUGUUCGUUGACCGUGCCACCAACCAGAGCAAAUGCUUUGGUUUCGUAAGCUUCGACAACCCAGCGAGUGCUCAGGCUGCCAUCCAGGCCAUGAACGGCUUUCAGAUCGGCAUGAAGAGGCUUAAAGUUCAGCUGAAGAGGCCUAAAGACGCUAACCGCCCAUACUGAGCUGAACAGGCUGCCCCGUCCAAUCAUAACUCGUGCGGAGACCACGUCGCUAUGGCUAUGGUGGCCUAGCAUCCAAUAAAGCUCCCCCUUCCUCCCACAGCGUUGGUUUGUAAGUUGAUUGGCCUGUGUUGGUUGCUGUGGAGAUAUUCCUGCCUGUGAUGGUUGCCAUUAGCAGUUUUGUUUUUUGGCCCUUUGUCAUGUAUCCUCCAUGCUGAGAGUGCAUGGCGGGUUAACGUGGUGACUAUGGACUGUGUUUGGUGCGUUGUGACUCUCUCUUUUUGUUUUAUAAAUACUGAUCAAUAACUGACACUAAUCUGUGAUUUGCUCCUAACGUAACUCCGGUAGUUAACGGAGCUACGCAAACUCAAUUGAUCCUAUUGAACUCUAAUCAACCAGCUCAAUGUGCUGCUUUUGGGUGGAUUUUGUUUUUGAUCAGUCUCCUCUGUGUUUUGUUUGGUCAUGACUCUAUUUCUUAUACAAAAUACUCCCAUAUGUAGUCUGGUGGUGUUAUAGUUACUGUGAAUGUGGGGUGGGGGGGGUCUCAGUGUGGUUGUAUUUGAUUCCGAGAGCGUUUGUGCUAGUGGAUAUGCUGUUUCGUGCCAACGAGUGAGCUUGUGUACGUGCUUGCGUGAAUGAUGCGAACGAUCCGUGCGUUUGAGCGUGAGAGCGAACGAGAGGUAGGGAACUUCAUUCAUUAUAUCUCUCAAACCUCUCACGAUGAGGUUUGAGGUGACACUCUGUGGUUGUUAUGGUGAAACGAGUGACGCAUUGUGCCGACCAAAGAACAGCAUUCCUCUGUAGGAAUUCUGGGUUAUGACAGAAAACUUGCUCAUUUAUAUUCAGUCAUUCGUCUGAGCAUUCAAAAAAAAAAAAAGGAAAAAAAAAGACGCAGUUAAGUCUCCAGCUGAACGCAGUACGGCCCAGAAUUCCUAUGGUGCAUGUUGGAAAUUUGUUUGCCUGCCAGAAAUGUUUCCCUACUCUAAACGAUCACUAACACAGAAACACACACUUGCAUAAAAACCCCAUUCACUGAUUCACAACGUAGGUUGCAUGGAAGUAUAGAAUGGUAAGCGUUAGGCUACGUCCACAUUAAUACGGAUUUAAUACGUUUCAGACACGCUCUGUACACACUAGCGUUUUUAAGUGUUUUCUAAAAGAUUCAGUUCCAUCGCUGUGAUCAUUUUAGUAAUAAAUGGGGGCUUUUGCACCAGUGGUACUUUUUCAAAGUUCAAAACUAAACUGCACUGAUUGGCCAAAAGCAUACGAAACACGGUCUAUCUGGCAUUUUUAAAAAGCCGCGCAAAUUUAUUUACUCCACAAACAAGUAAAACAGCUGUAAUGAUGUUAACCUAUUUUCUCCAGCGUUGCGUUCUUUUCUCAGCCUACAUGAUGUGUAACACCGCGAGUCGUCGUAGGAGAUUUAGCUCUUUCAGUCACGUAAAUUUUCCAUAUACAAUCCAAUCUCUGUUACCGUAAAACCCACAAAACGCAACAAUCGCAAUCGCUGCAUCCUCCAUUCUCUGGCUUUCGAGGUUUGUAAAUGCAAAACAUUGUCGCUGUCGGCCGCUUCAGAGUUCGUGCUCGAUCAGGAAAUUAGCCGAAGGGAGAAAUUGGUUCUUUAGAAACCAUUCGCUAGCUAGUAACUGAGUCCCUAACACUAUGUGGUGCGAAAGCCCCUAAUAUCCAACCACUGUUUGUUGCAUCCACGGGCACAUUCAAAAUCGUCCUUUAACAUACGAGUGAAAAACUGUCAUCCUCCAGCAACUGCGAGUAAAUAAAGUCAUAUUUGCAGACAUUUAUCUUUAAAAGUAUAGAAAGCACAAGAGUGCUGGUAGAACCACAGAUGCAUACAAUACAAGUACAAUACGUCUCUCAUCAUUUAAACAUACCUCCUUUAUCGCAGUCCACACUAUAACGUUUUCAAAUUCAUAUACUCAGGAGAACAUCUUCAAGCUGCUGUUUUUGCUGGACCAAAAUGGGUAUUUGUGAUAUUUUGAGAUGCUCGGUGUGGACAAAAACCAAAAAAAAUCACAUUUAUCCAGAUCAAUGUGGACGUAGCCUCAGAUAACCUUCCCAAAUGCACAAUAGUGUUAACAACUGUGAAAUAAGUAGGAGUGUUUUUUUGUGUUUAUGUGACCUGCUUUUAACAGCUGUUUUCGUUUUCUUUCCUCUCACAGGGAAGAAAGGAGAGGACUAUCGGAGUCGAUUACAAGUCACUUUUCCUCCACUGCAAAUUACGGGACCAACAACUUUCACAAAACUACAGUAUAAAAAACCUACCAAGAUUAUUUAAACAAAAAUAUACAUUUAAUAACAAAGACAGACUUAUUGCACAAAGUGCAGAUUAAAUAGAUUUGCAGAUUUGCUACCUUAACAGUAUACGAUAUAGGACCAAUCAGCAACGCAACGCCACUCGCUCUUCUGCUUCACACGCUGUUGUGCCGUGUGCUUGUGGGUCGUGACCUUUCUGCCCUCUGCCCAGACAUUUACGCCCUGCACACACACACACACACACACACACACACACAAAUGGGACCAAUGCAAAUAUGUCAGUACACUAGUUUCGCUUCUGGGUUCAAAGGAACUAUGAACUAUUAAAGUCUUUCUGCAGCAAUCUAAAAUAUGUAUAUAGAAAUUUGAGGGGACCAUGUGUAGACAUAUCGAAACGGUUGGGAGGGUGGGACUGGGUCAAUGUGAUCAGAGCAAAGAAUCAUGGGAGGUUCACGGUAGAUAGAGAAAGAAUGUCCUUUUCGGGAGUUUUGAAGGAUUUGCUCUUGGUCUCUAAUCGGAGUCCAGUUAUUCAUAGUUCUUCAUCUUUAAUACUUAAGGAAACACAUGACCUGAGGUAUAGGAUGCUGGUCCUAUAUUGCGAACCUCCCUAAAAUGACUGAAUAUAGUUUAUCACAGAGAGGCUGUAGUUAGAGUUUUUUUAUUUUUAGGUUUGUUAGUUUUUCUUUCUUUCUUUUUUAAAAUUGUGGAUGAUUCGAGAAGAUUCAUGAAAGUUACAAACAUUUAAAAAUGUAUUUCAUUGUAUAUAUAUCAUGCUUUUAAAAUGAAGGUCAAGAUUUAAACAUUUGGGAUAUUAUUAUUUAUUAUUAUUAUUAUUAUUAUUAUUUAGGAAAAGUGAUUUCUAUCUUUUUUUUUUUUGCAAUUAAUUUAUCAAUUUCUUGAUGGAGGGCAUUUUUUAAAUUAUUUAUGAAGAUAGAGGAUCAUUGGCACGUUCCAAUGAAUCCAUGUAUUUUUAGACAUUUUAUUUACAGAUUUACCAUUAAU
Puntigrus tetrazona (Sumatra barb) is the source of this 5392-nucleotide messenger RNA. Its product is annotated as CUGBP Elav-like family member 3. Gene Ontology annotation, biological process: mRNA splice site recognition; regulation of alternative mRNA splicing, via spliceosome; mRNA 3'-end processing. The transcript is spliced from 16 exons. Gene Ontology annotation, cellular component: cytoplasm; RNA polymerase II, holoenzyme; ribonucleoprotein complex. Gene Ontology annotation, molecular function: RNA polymerase II complex binding; mRNA binding. The coding region runs from base 761 to 2119 and encodes 452 amino acids. Lineage: Eukaryota; Metazoa; Chordata; Actinopteri; Cypriniformes; Cyprinidae. The record is from RefSeq and is a predicted model, not a curated record.